This is a messenger RNA of Moneuplotes crassus, 1846 nucleotides long. The record is from the annotation of a GenBank genome assembly. Lineage: Eukaryota; Ciliophora; Spirotrichea; Euplotida; Euplotidae.
AUGGAGGGCCUCAACAAAAAGAUGGAAAAUAACCCUAUUUAUAUCUUGAUAGAUGAGCUCAAGUCUUCUGAAAUCGAGAGGAAAAAGGAAUCUAUCAGAAACAUUGCGACUUUAGCUAUUGUCCUUGGGCCUGAUAAUACAAGAAAUGAACUCCUGAGUAACAUUACUGAACUUAUUGAGGAAAAGGAAGUGUUGAUGGAAUUUCUCAAAAAGAGUAUUUUUAAAGAUCUCCUGCACUUUAUUGGAGGUGCUAAGCAUGUUAAAUGUAUUUUUGAUAUUCUCCAAAACCUUUCAACAAGAGAAGAUGAAGAGACAAGAGCAGCUGCACUGGAAAUCUUUAAAUUUAUAAUUGAAGAAGCCAAGCCAAAGACAGUCCAAGACGAUAUUUUAGAAAUAUCUAUAGAUUUGCUUCAAGGAGAGUGGUACACCAGUAAAAUGAGUGGCCUUGAGAUAGCUCUUUUCAUGAUCGGUAAAGAUAUCCGAGAGAAUACUAAAAGGAAAUUGAUCAAACAAAUUGUGGAAACUGCUACUGAUAUUGUAUAUCCUGUAAGGAAAGCAGUAGCUGUCUCUCUUCCAAAGAUAAUCGAACUUAUUCCAAUAUUCCCUCAAGAGUCAGUGAAAAGUAUGGUAAAGGAACUUAUCACAGAUGUGGCUGAAGUUGUUAAAACAAGUUCUCUAGAAGGAGCUCUUCUCUUCAUUGAAAAAGUUCGUGAUGAUGAAGACACCCUUGUCUCUCUAUUCCCAUACUUCCUUGAUGGGUACACAGAUAGCUUUUUCAUGGUCAGGAAGUUAUUUAUAGAACAGACGAAGAGAAUUAUAAAUCUGUUUGGUGGUAUUAGAAUAACUAGACACCAGAUCGAAAACCCAACAUAUGAACAAGAUAAUAAAGCAGAAAAUGAGGGCUCUAAAGCUAUCUCUCAAGAUGUAGAGUCAGACUCAAUUGUUGAUGUGAAAAAGGAAAUUUGAGACACUUUAAAAGGUCUUUUAGAUAAUGAUUUAAAUAAAAUAACCAAGAAAGCUAUUGCAGGAAUAAUUUUUGAGAUGUGAAAUGAGCCCCAUCCUAAAGAAGAAGCUGAAUUGUAUCUUGAUAUUGCUAGCAAGCUAUUUGAAAUCCUCAAAGUGACAUUAGAAUCCGAUGGACUCAGAAACUCUGAGGAUAGGUCAUUUGCAAUGAUUUUGCUUUCAAAUCUCCCAAAUUUAUCUAAAAUCACAGAGGUCAUGAAAUUCAAAUAAAUCAAUUUUAGACUCUUGCACCGAAAUCCUAGAAAUCAGCGAUUGGAGAGAAAAAUCUAGGUUCCUUCAAGAGCUACCAAAGAUCGCAGAGAUAAUCGGGAUGCAAGAGUUUACUGAUGUGUUUCUGGAAAUUCUCAAAGAAAGUCUCUCUGAUCGAAUCUAUAUAGUUAGGCAACAAGCAAUAGCUGUCGUGAAUAGACUAACCUCUACAUUUGGGGUUGAGUGGUUUAUCAAAUUUGUAAUAUUCUACCUAUAUGCGUUCAAAUCAGAUAAAAACUAUUUGCAUCGUCAGACCCCUUUAUUCUGACUCAAAAUUAUGAGUCAUAAUCUUGUUCAGUACUAUAGCAGCAUCUUAGUCGAUGAAAAAGAAAGAGCAAAAGAGAUUGAAGCGAUGAUUGAUUUUCUAUGUGAAAAUUGUCAAGAUAAAGUCGCUAAUAUUAGGUAUCUCGCUAUUGAAACUCUGGAUAAAUAUCAAAUCGUUCUAAAUAGGGAUCAAGCCCUCAAUUUGAAGGUAAUAAAGCAGAUCCGUAAAGUUUUUAAGGCUGAGAAAGAUGCAGAGGUCAAGGAACGGAUCAAGUCCUUGCAUAAAACUUUGAAGACAUUCAAAAGUUAG